Molecule: messenger RNA, 3288 nt
Organism: Zalophus californianus (California sea lion)
Lineage: Eukaryota; Metazoa; Chordata; Mammalia; Carnivora; Otariidae
Gene: MAN2B2
Product: mannosidase alpha class 2B member 2
Exons: 21
Biological process (GO): mannose metabolic process
Cellular component (GO): lysosome
Molecular function (GO): alpha-mannosidase activity; carbohydrate binding
Source: RefSeq, a predicted model, not a curated record
AUGGGGCCUCUUGGCUGGCUUCCUGUGCUCACACAGUUGAUGCUGCUGCGGUUCCUGGUGGCCGGGUCCGUGAGCCCCAUCAGGGUCUUCGUGGUGCCCCACAGUCACAUGGACGUGGGCUGGAUCUACACGGUACAGGAAAGCCUGCGGGCCUACGCUGCCAACGUCUACACCUCCGUGGUGGAGGAGCUGAUGCUCCAGAAGCAUCGCCGCUUCAUCGCCGUGGAGCAGGAGUACUUCCGCCUGUGGUGGGACGGCAUCGCCUCGGACAGGCAGAAACGCCAGGUCCGCCAUCUCCUGGCCACAAGACGCCUGGAGUUUGUCAUCGGGGGCCAGGUCAUGCAUGACGAGGCCGUGACCCACUUUGAUGACCAGAUCCUACAGCUCACAGAAGGACACGGGUUCCUGUAUGAAACCUUUGGGAUCCGGCCGCGGUUCUCCUGGCAAGUCGACCCCUUUGGCGCCUCUGCCACGACCCCCACCCUGUUUGCCCUGGCAGGCUUCCACGCCCACGUCAUCUCCCGGAUCGACUAUGACCUGAAGGAAGCCAUGCAGAAAGCGCAGGGGCUGCAGUUCGUGUGGCGCGGGUCCCCAUCCCUGUCGGCUGAGCGGGAAAUCUUCACGCACAUCUUGGACCAGUACAGCUACUGUUCGUGAGCACCUUCCCUGGGCGGCCCUUCUAACCCUUCAUUCCCUUGCAGGGAAGGCUUUCUCUGGGAUGGCUCGGCCGUCUUCCCGGAGCCACCCCCAAAUAACCUAUUUCAACCCAUGGCUGAACCCAUCACUUGGAACAACAUGAAAUACUAUGUCCGUCUCCUCGUGGACAAUGUGAAGGAGCGGGCCGCCUGGUUCCGGACAUCACACCUCCUCUGGCCCUGGGGCUGUGACAAACAGUUCUUCAACGCUUCGCUGCAGUUCGAAAACAUGGACCAUCUGCUGGACUUCAUCAACAGUAGUACAUCCAAGCUCGGCAUCACUGUGGAGUACGCCACGCUGGCCGAAUACUUCGGUGCCUUGCACGCUGCCAAUGUCACCUGGCACGUCCGCGAUCACCAAGACUUCCUGCCCUAUUCCUCAGGUCCAUUUCAGGCCUGGACCGGCUUCUACACGUCCCGCAGCAGGCUCAAGAGGCUGGCAAGGCAAGCCAGCGCUCUGUUGUACGCCGGGGAGUCCAUGUUCACACGCUCCAUGUGGCCGGCCCCCCACCAGCACCUGGACCUGGACUGGGCCCUGAAACAGCUCCAGCAGCUCCGCUGGGCAGUCUCCGAGGUGCAGCACCACCAUGCCAUCACUGGGACUGAGACCCCCAAGGUGAGAGACAUGUACGUGAAGAAUCUGAGGUCAGGGAUGCAGGGUGUGCAUGAACUGAUGGCCUCCAUCACCCUGGGUGAACAGCCUGGGCAGGGGCAGGGGGCUGGAAAGUGUGUGAUGGGCCCCCAGGUGUGCUGGGUGAGUCCAAUGGCAGCAGGUAACGCCGGUUCUCUGUGUGCAGACCCAGGAGCUGGGGGACACGUUGCCGUGGUCUACAACCCCCUGGCCUGGACGGUCACCACACUUGUUACCCUGACUGUGGGCUUCUCCAGGGUCAACGUCACAGAUGAGUCCGGCCGGCCAGUGGCUGCACAGGUCCAGGAAUCAAAGGAGAAGCACCCAGCUUACAACUUGCAUGUGCUGACCACAAUCCCAGGCCUCAGUUAUCGACACUACAGCAUCACACGCACCCAGGGGACCCAAGAAGACACCAAGCAAUUGGGUACCAGUCUGGCUAGAACCUCCAACUUUGGCCGCAAGACAGAGACACAUGCUGGUCCACGGGGCAGGCACCUAAUUCGUGUGGAGAAUGACUGUUACACUUUGUUCCUUGACCGGGACACUAACUUGAUGCACAGCAUCUUGGAGAGAGAGAGUAACCGCACAGUGCGUGUGACCCAGGAGUUCAUGGAGUACCGUGUCAACGGUAAUUUGAGAUAUGGCCCUAUAUCUGACAACAUUGUGUUUAUCCCCACCGACACUGCGAAGCGCCCAUGGAAAAGCGUGCGGAUGCAGAUUGUGGCAGGAAAGCUCAUGACGGAGAUCCGGCAGUUCUUCUACAGGAAGGUGAGGGACAGGAAUCACACAUAUGCCAUCUACUCGCGGCUCGCCCACGUGCCAGUCGGCCAUGGUGGGGAGCUGCUCUGCCGUCGAAUCGAGCAGGAGUACCGGGUGGGCCCCUUGGAGCUGAACUGCGAGGCCAUCCUGAGGACCAGCACCAGUCUCCACAGCCGACAGGUCCUCUACUCGGACAGUAACGGCUACCAGAUGCAGCGGAGACUCUUCCGGGAACACACGAGCAACAGCAUCGCUCGGAAUUACUACCCCAUGGUUCAGUCCGCCUUCAUCGAGGACGGCCGAAGCAGGCUGGUGCUGCUGUCUGAGCAGGCACAUGGCGUCUCCAGCCAAGGGAACGGGCAGGUGGAGGUCAUGCUCCAUCGCCGGCUGUGGAACAACUUUGACUGGGCUCUGGAAUACGACCUCACACUGAACGACACCUCUGUUGUCCAGCCUGUGUUCUGGUUCCUGUUGGGACCCCGGCCGCUCACCACGGGCCUGCGCCGGAGGAGUGGGCUGGCGCUGCAGCACGCACCUGUAGUGGUGUUAAGAGAGCUGAAUGAGACUGCCCAGAAUCUCCCAGGCCCCCAGCAGCCAGAAGCCGUGACCCUGCCCCCAAGUCUUCACCUGCAGAUCCUGAGCAUCCCAGGCUGGAACUACAGCUCCAACCACACAGAGCACCUGCAGAACCUCCAGAAAGGCCAUCGAGGGAAGGCCAAGGCGGACCUCCGCCGUGUCCUGCUGAGGCUCCACCACCUGUAUGAGGUGGGGGAGGAUCCGGUCCUGUCUGAGCCAGUGAGUGUGAACCUGGAGGUCGUGCUGCAGGGGCUGGGGUCCGUGGUGGCGGUGGAGGAGCGCUCGCUCACAGGGACCUGGGACGUGAGCACGCUGCACCGCUGGAGCUGGAGGACACAGGAUCGUCCCCACCGCAGAGACAGCUCCAGCUCUCACUCGGCACCCCUGCAAGGCACCAAGGUCACCAUCUACCCAAAGGAAAUCCGGACAUUCUUCAUCCACUUUCGUAGCAGUGAGCCCUUGGCCGACCCUGUGACUUCAGAGAGACCCCAGGGACCCCAGGAAAAGGAACAGGACCCAGGACAUGGAAAAGCAGCAUGGAGGGAUGAGGGGAGACCAGCUGCCCACCCGAUAGGCUAAUGCAGAAAAUGGUCAGAUUGAGGGUUUUGUUGUUCUUUAAAUAAA